AUGCCAAAACUCUGUGAGCUUACACCUUUUGAGCGUAGAGAAAUUGUAGGUUUAUCAAAGGGCGGACAUAGCAUAAGAAACAUUUCAGAAAUUCUUGAUAAACUAAAAUCUACUUUCUAUGAUAUAAUUACAAAGUACAAUAAAGAAAACUGCACUGAUACUGCAUCUAGGAGUAGUAGACCUCCAGCUUUAUUAGAACAAGAUAAAC
Funneliformis mosseae is the source of this 208-nucleotide messenger RNA. NCBI's taxonomy places the organism in Eukaryota, Fungi, Glomeromycota, Glomeromycetes, Glomerales, Glomeraceae. The record is from the annotation of a GenBank genome assembly.